GCAGAUUCAUACUGCUGGCAUCUUCAUUAGCAAUUUGGUUGGCCUAAUUUUAUUAAAGUAAUCUUACCUUGAGAUGCAAUUAGCGAGUGACACUCUGCAUGAAGUCAAAGUGUAGUCUGGCUGCUGCCUCCUGCUAGCACCGUAGCCACGGAUAACCUGUCAUAUUCCCCAUUCAGCCGUCAAAAUGCACAGGAAGCUCUGGAAACAGGAGCUGUUAAACAAUGCAGAUGUGACCAUUCCAGAUCGGCCUUUAUCCCCUCCACUCACUGCCCCAGCAACCAUGAAGUCUGCAGAGUUCUUUGAAAUGCUGGAAAAAAUGCAGGCACCAAAACCUGAAGACCAGAGAACCGGAAGCCAGAAAAAUAAGGAAGAUUACAUCCCAUACCCCAGCAUUGAUGAGAUUUUAGAGAAAGGAAGCUCUUAUCCCUUGAUCAUUCUGCCCCAGUUUGGAGGGUACUGGAUUGAAGAUCCGGAAAAUCUCAGCACGCCUACCUCAUCGGAUAGCAGCAUCUCUGAAGAGGAAGAAGAAAACCUUAGCCCUAGCACGUAUGGGUAUAAAUUAGAGUGCAAAGCUGAAGCCAAGGCAUACAGAAAACACUUUCUAGGGAAGGAUCAUUUAAAUUUUUAUUGUACAGCCAGCAGCCUAGGGAAUCUGAUCCUUUCUAUUAAGUGUGAAGAGGCAGAUGGUACUGAAUAUUUACGGAUUAUACUCAGGUCGAAACUGAAAACAUUACAUGAAAGAAUCCCCCUGGCAGGACUUAGCAAGUUUCCUAGUAUCCCACAGAUUGCAAAGGCUUUCUGUGAUGAUGCCUCCGGACUGAAAUUUAACCCAGUCCUGUACCCCAAGAGAAUAAAACAAGACAAAACAGAAGAAGCCAUAGUUGCUGGGAACAACUGUGCCUCUCCUGUAACAAUGAAUCUCCCCUCGGCAUCCCAGAUGAUAGUGUCUUAUGAUGAGCAUGAGCUUAAUAACACAUUUAAAUUUGGUGUGAUUUAUCAAAAGUUUAAACAGACUUUAGAGGAAGAAUUGUUUGGGAAUAAUGAAGAGAGCCCUUCUUUCAAGAACUUCUUGAGUUUGCUAGGGGAAACCAUAACGCUCCAGGAUUUCAAAGGUUUUCGAGGGGGUCUGGAUGUAAUGCAUGGUCAGACUGGUACUGAGUCUGUGUACACGGUGUUCAGGGACAGAGAGAUUAUGUUUCAUGUCUCCACAAAGUUGCCUUUUACUGAAGGAGAUGCACAGCAGCUCCAGAGAAAGAGACACAUCGGUAACGACAUAGUGGCAAUUAUAUUUCAAGAAGAAAACACUCCAUUUGUCCCAGACAUGAUUGCCUCAAAUUUCCUGCAUGCAUACAUUGUUGUGCAAGUGGAGAGCCCUGAGACAGACAAUGAAUCUUACAAGGUGUCGGUCACUGCCCGGGAAGAUGUCCCUUCGUUUGGUCCUUCUCUGCCAAGCCCACCAGUAUUUCAAAAAAACACAGAGUUCAGGGAGUUCCUGCUUACCAAACUCAUCAAUGCUGAAAAUGCUUGCUGCAAAUCUGACAAGUUUGCAAAGCUGGAGGACCGGACACGAGCUGCAUUGCUGGACAAUCUCCAUGAUGAGCUCCAUACACACACACAGGCAAUGCUAGGGCUGGGGCCGGAGGAAGAUAAGCUUGAGAAUGGAGGUCAUGGAGGUUUCUUGGAAUCAUUUAAGAGAGCCAUUCGAGUCCGCAGCCAUUCAAUGGAAACCAUGGUGGGGAGUCAGAAGAAACAUCACAGUGGAGGGAUCCCAGGGAGCCUGAGUGGAGGAAUCACCCACAACAGUGGUGAAAUAACAAAGACCACCUUCUCGCCUCCUGUAGCCGCAGCAACAGCCAAGAACCAGUCAAGGAGUCCUAUUAAGCGACGGUCGGGGUUGUUCCCCCGCCUGCACACUGGAUCAGAAAGCCAAUCAGAAAGCAGGACGAGAUGUGACAGUGUCUCGGGAACGCAGAAAACACCAGACGGGGGACAUUCUUCUCAAGACAUGAAAUCGGAAACCUCAUCUAACCCUAGCUCUCCUGAAAUAUGCCCCAACAAAGAAAGGCCAUUUAUUAAAUUGAAAGAGAAUGGAAGAUCAAACAUCUCACGCUCUUCAUCAAGUACCAGCAGCUUUGGUAGCACGGCAGGGGAGAGCGAAACCUUGGAAGAAUACGACAGCGUGGGCAGCCAGCCAUCCACAGCUUCGCCUUUCAAACAGGACGUGUUUGUCUACGGCUCUUCUCCCAGCAACGAGAAUCCAAGCAUGGCAGCUGCUGCUACACCGGUGAUCAUGAGCAGGAGUCCCACAGAUAUAAAGAGCAGAAACUCUCCGAGGUCCAAUCUAAAGUUUCGCUUCGAUAAGCUUAGCCAUGCCAGUUCCAGCACGAGUCACUAGCAGGCAACAGACAACAUGAACUUGUAAAAGUUUAUUUCUGUUUAACAAAGGGAAAAAUUCUUCUCUUCCAACAUCAAAUGGGAAACCAUAUUAGCUACACUAAUAGCAACUGCCACGCUGCAUUGUGAGAUCUUCACCUAUUCAGCUGUACCUUUAAGUAAGUCGAGAAGAAACUACCAUCUCGCAGUCAUAUCUGUAUUCUAACAAGAACCCGUCUUUUCAGAAUGGUAAGCAAGUUGCUCGACUCCCAUUUUUGUCUGACAAAACCCAUCCUUGCACUGCAGCAGGAGAUGCAUUUUCCACCAUGUACUUGAAGCAACUUCACCCUCUUGCUUGGUACUCUGAAAUGUGUUAGCCUCGUGUGCGCCUUGUAUGUACUGUAGCUAUUUGUCCUAAGAUGAGUGUUGUUCAUCUUGUAUAGCUUUCACUGGAAAAAGACAAUUCAAUAACAAAUCCUGUUUCCCAUAGGCUUUUUCAUAUUGCAACUCCGUGUCUAUCAAUUUGAGCUAGCAUAUGAUUUUCCUUGUCCAGAAAGUAAGCGGGACAGACAUUCUCUGUCAUUUCAGGAUGUCGCUGUGCUUUAGUUACCUAAUGAAAAACAGCUUGCCAGUUUGUUUGUUUGUUUUUAAGGGUGGGGGGAGCUUGUCAGGAGACAUGCACAAGCUCUUUCAACUAUAUUUAUUUGACUCUCAGCUUGGACAGGAGGGAUUUCCUCCUCCUCCUCCCUGUGCUCUGAUUCAUUAGAGGAUUUUGGAGACAAGCAAGGGCAAAAUUCUGUGCUGCUGUAAAUCAGUAGAUAUUUGACUUCAGAGAGGGACUGUGGAUGUGGCCCCGUGCGUGAACUGGAGCAGUAACUUCUGUGGGCCUCUGUUCCCUUCCUCCUUGUUAGGGUAGGAACUGUCUCAGAUGAUGGGUCUGUUCAGUGGCAAGCACAAUAGGACCUCCAGGCACUCCCACACUAGAAAUAAUACUAAUGGAGGCUCUGCCAUUUUACAGUAGAGAAUUUGGCCCUCACUUUUUAGGAGGGCAUAUGGACUGGAGAAUAGCCACUUGGCUGGAAUCUAUCCCCAACAAGCAAAUUACAAGCUGUUAAGAAGCGGACUUCUGUUGUUUGUUGUGUAACCCACCUACUCAGGAAGUUCAUCCCCUCUGCUGUGUAAUGGAUUAGACACAUGCUGUGGGGAGCGGCCGUGCAAAGUCAAAAUAGGGCUGGGAAGAAGGGACCCCCCCAUGUGAAUAGAGACUGAUGAAUAAGCAAACUCCACCCACUCAUAACCAGCUCUCCAGCUACUGGUCUACAUGGCCCUGAGGUAAGGCUGAUUUCUGCAAACAGGGCUCGUGCUUGAGCAAGGUUCUCCUUUGCUUGGGAAGCAGCGGUGUGGUUCGUAUUUUUAUGGGUGCUGUGAUAGCAUACAAGAGCCUGCAGAAUGAUCAACACAAUGCUUUUGGGAGACAGCACCAAAGAUUCUGCACGUCACUCAAUUAGUUAAGGAAGUUUGCCAUUAGAAAAGGGACAAAAAAGAAAUUGGAGAACAGUUUUUUAAGCUGUAAAAAUAUGCAACAGAUACAGUCUUGUGAGAAAAGAAAGAGAGUCAGGCCCCCUGUUUUUCCUUCCACUUUAUGCUUCAUGGAAAGCGAUUUCACUUCCCUCACAUAGCGUCAGUAGUACACAGCCUUGUUAAGGAACAGCACUUAGCUCACCUGCCACCUUUCAAGACUCAGUUGCCACAGAGAAACUGCCAGGACCUGAGGGUUCCCGUAGAACCAAAUGUAGAUGUUUAAUCAAACACCAGGGGUCUAAACGUAUGGCCAUUGCCCUGUACCUUAAGUGUACAAUGGCAUUAUGUUGGUUGGCUACUUUGCACUGUGUGACUACUGCAAAGGGAGAGUCAGUCAGUCACUCAGAGCCCAGCUGCUUAAUUAAACAUCUCCAAUAGUACUACAGGAACCCAUUACAUUAAAGAAGAGGCGCUUUCAUUUUAUCAGCAGCUGAACUGCAGAGAGAGGGGAAGUGCUUUAUAUAAUUUAAACACCUUUUCCCCUGCCCCAGACGGAGUGACUUCAGCUACAGCUGGGGAGGAGGGAUUCUGACUACUACAUAGACCUCAAAAGCACCCACUGAAUUUUGUGGGCCAGAUCUUCAGGUGGGGUCAGCAGGAGAUGCUCCAGUGACCUCAGUGGAGCUAUGCUGCCUUACACCAUGUGAGAAUUGGACCCCACAUAUCAAAGUUUAGUUUCAUGUGAAUGACUUAAUAUUUGUUCAGUACCUGACUUGUUCCUCCAAAAAUGGGGGAAAAGAUCGUGUAGUUUCUAGCGCAAAGAGUUGCUUAAAGCUUCUUUUCUGGGAAAAUAAUUUAUUAUCAUUUUAUAUUUUGUAUGGAAAUACUGGUGGAGCUAAAUGCACUUUGGUCCUUUCCCCCUCCCGUGCAUGACAGUUUGUACCCACCACCAGAAAUGACGUACAAGUAACUACUUUGAUUUUGAUAUUAGGAACUCUAAAUACCUCUAUCGAUCUCCAUAAAAUGUAGCCAGCUUCUUUUUUUUUGUUUUUGUUCUUAUGGAGGCCCCAUCCAAAGCUUACUCAAGUUAAAGGGAGUCUUUCCACUAGAGGGCUCAGGGAUUAGGCCCAUUCUGGUAGCAUGCUAAAAAGAAUGUUGUCAUUUUGCACAGUGCAAAAAGCAUUUUUUCCCCUUAAAUUAAUCCAGUUGAUUCACUAACACUGCCUCAUUAAAUGAGGGGCUUCACCUGCAUGCGGAAAGAAAAUUUUCAUACUUUGGUGCCAGAGGUUAGGGCAUCCACUUUUACAUUUGAGGCUCUGAAGUGUCCCAAAUGGGUCUCGGUGUCUAAUUUGUGGAUAUAAGUGCAGAAUUAGGCACCCCUCCAAUCACAAUCAUAAUGUGACAGAGGAAAGGUUAAAAUACAUGUGGGCAUAACAAAUUGAGGAGCCGUAUUUUCAAGCAGCCCACAACAGGGGGAGUGCUUCCCACAGGCAAAUCCCCCUCAGCUGGUACACUUCAGUGUAGUUCCUUUGACAUUAAUCAAACUAUACUGGCUUUACAACCUUGAAGGAUCUAACCCUAUGCUGGCAAAGUGCUCUGGUAACUCGGACACAAGCUUGCCUGACCUUUGGAAAGAGUCCGUGUUUGCCUCAAGCAAACUUUCACAGUAUGUAGAACCAAAUGUUCAUUUUCAGUCAGUAGCAUGCUGCAUAUUGGUUUAAUAAAACACAUACUUACAGGUGCUGUUGGUGCCUACACGCAGUAUGCCAAUUUAAAAUAAAACUAAUUGCCAUAUAAGAGCUGGUAACUAUAACAGCAGAGGAAGUAGACAAAUUGUAUUGAUUAUUUUCUCUGAGAACAGAGAGAGUGUUUUUCUUUGACAGGACAGCUCUCUGCAGAAUGAAAUACUAAUAACAAUUUUCUCCUUUCAUUUCUCUGAACAGAAUUUAAAUAUUAAAAAUGAAUAUUUUGUUUAAAUAAGGAAAAAGCACCCUCUCAAGUCCUGUUUUGCAGCAGUAUGUAUAGAUAGGUACAGAUGUCUCAGGUUCAAAAAAUCUUAAAAGGUCAGAGCUUAUGUGUGUACAUAUUUUCUACACUCUUUCCCUUAGAUAUUGUUUGAUUAAUUUCCUUAAGCCAUAUACCAAAAUGUCACCUCAUAGUUUGUUUUUUUUAACUUCUGCUUUGAGGUUUUCUUUGGUAUUUCAACAGGUUGCUUUGAUUCUACACAAGUCAUCUUUAGCUUCAGUGUUGAUCUCUGUAAGAUGUUUCAGCGCAAGACUUGAUGUCUUGAGGUAUUUCAUUAGAUACUGUGACUUUCCAUAAAAGUUGUUUGAAGGUGAUUCAAAGCCAUGCAGAUGGGAAAGUUUUUGAAAAUAAGUGAGAGAAAUACAGUGAAGUGGACUCAUCUUCACAAUAUCAAUCCCACAGAAUUUCAGAGGAGGAGGAGAAUUAAGGUCGUCAGGGAAAGUUUUCAAAAGUACCCAAACAUGUCAGGAGUAUAAGCCUGAUGAGUCUUAGAUACUUUUUACCCCCUCAUCAGUUGUGAUCACUAAAGAUCCUGUGGAGCAUUUUACAAGAGUAGGGGUUUUAAUGCUGCUGUCCUAGCCACAUUUCAGUACAAUUACUUUACCAUUCCCACUUAAAACUUCAAAGGAAGCAGACAUUCUUCUUCACUUCCUGUCCGAAACUGCUGUGCUGCACCUUGGAGGCAGCUACACAGCAGUAUAUAUUGCCAAGUGUUUCAGGACAAGAACUACACAAGACAUUAGAGGAAACCCUCAGAAUUUAGUGUAUUAACUAGAACUACUAAGACCAUGCCAUUUUUCAGUUGGAGUGAAAAAUGGGAUUCAAAAAGCAGAAACAAGAUUUUUGUCAUUCUUUACACAGUCAGCAAAAAAUAGGCAUUUCUAUGGGCCAUAAACUCCAAGUGAAGACAGGACGACAGUGUUCUGGUGUCUCUCUUACCACCUUGCACUGAUUUUACUGUAUUAACAUGGGUACUAUGGAAGUGCAAACACUGUAUAUUUAUUUAAUUUUGAAAUAAGACAUUCAGGGCCAGAUCCUCAGCUGGUGUACAUCAGCAUAGCGCCACUGACUUCAGUGAAGGCCUACUCUGCAAGUUGGGAGUAAUUUUAUUUUAUGCUUUAACUUUUCCACCACUUAUUUGAGCACUAAGGGGAAGGAAUUCUCUUCUCCAAUCUGCAGCACAUACUGCACUUGUUACCUGCCUAGAACUUUCACAGCGGGUCCUGGAGACUCUAGACUGAGAAGAAGAGGGGGAUUUUCAAAAGCUCCUAAGGGUGUUUAGCAACAUGAGUCAAACUGGAAGUCUGUGGGGCUUGUGCUGCUAAGUGGUUGAGCCUCUGAACCCCCCCAUAUAAUGUAAUAUGCAACCAAUCCCACAGUGAAAGACAGGAAAUCUCAAGUGCUGAAUGGAAUGCAGAAUUCGGUCCUGCCUCUCAAUAUGAUGCUGUUCCAGUAGCAGAAAGGGGAUUGCUUUACCACUGCGUACACAAACUUACAUGUACGUAAGUGCUUUCCUGCCUAAGUCUCACUGAAAUCCACAAAAAGCGUGGACCAUAAAGUGCUUUGUUAAAUAUGUGCUUAAGUACAUCCCUGUUCAACUGCUUUUCUGCACUAGGCCUUUGGUUAAUGUAGAGAGGAAGGGCCGAACAGCUAGCUGGUGUAAAUGGACACAUUAAUGCCAGCUGAGGAUCUGUGCCAAAGAUUUUUCAGCUGAUUGUGAGAGGUUCUUAGCACAGACAACUGCCACUGAAGUCAAUGGACAUUGUGGGGGCUCAGCACCUCUGCAGAUCAGAUCCUUUGACUGAGGUGGCUUAAGUUCAAAAUUCUGUUUCAUUUCUAAAUAGUUAACGUUUUUUUCCUCCAAAUCUUAAAGCAUGCUUUCAAUUUUUUUUGGUCAUGAAUGUAGUACUGUAUAAAAUCCUGCAAAGGAUUUUCUAAACAAUAGAAUGUGAUGAGAGGUAACAGUGUAGGAAAAAAAAAUUCUUAAUGAAAUGUAUCUGACAAAAAAUUAUUUUUUUGUAGAGAGGUGAUGCAUUGUAGAGUUUCUGGUUACCUAUGUUUGUGUAAAUAAUGUACAUUUAAUUUAUUGCUAUGGUAGCAUAUUGUAUUUGUUAUGUAUAAAAACUAAUUCUAAAGGUUCAAAAAUGUAUAUUUUGUUGCUUAAUCGUGUCUUUGCAAAGUUCACAAUAAAAAACAUAUUUUGUGCCUGUAAGCGUACCGAUUUCUGUGCACUGAUAAAGCAUUUGGCUUCAACUGCCCCCUGCAGGGUUGCUUGUGAUCUCCCUCAUGUGGUUUUAUGCUGGUUUACUUCCACGAAUUACAGUGGAGUUAUUCCUGCUUUAUGAGAUCAGAACCAAUUUCCAUCACCUGAAGCUCUUAAAAUAUACUCCAUACUUAGUGUCUUAACUCAGUAGUUAUGACACACUUUCAAAAUGGAAAAUUGAUCCAACACACUGUGGACCAAAUUUUGUUCAUGCAUCUUGGUGUAACAGACUAGAAUUUGGGACCAAUUCAGCUAACCAUUUAAUCGUGUACUUAAGUUCCAUUAAAUUCAAUGGGACGUAAGCAUGUGCGUAAAGCUAAGUUCAGACUGAAGUGGGUACUUAGCCAUUUAAAAUCUGCCACUGAAGAUAUAUAUUAAACAUAAGCUAUCAACAAUAUGAACGGCCAGUGCCUUCAUUCAGUGUUAAAACAAUGAAUGAGUGCCCUAGCUUGUCACGAGCUGACAAAUAAAUUUUCCAAACCAGCAGUCUAUCAAAUUGGGUGUUUCUCUCUUUUUAACAUUGUGAAUUAUUUACUUUAAAACCCCCCCCACAGAAGUCAUUACUAAUCCAUAGUGCCAUUUCCCGGCACCAUGUCUCUUGUUCUAGGGAGCUUAAUAUUGUAAAGAGGUGAAGACUUUUUGCCUCUUAGGUUAAGAGCACCUCCAGUAACAAGCUUUUGAAUAUCAGUGCUCUGUAGAUUGUCUAUGGGUUUGUUUCCAGGCAGAAGCUGUCCUGCUUUAACCAUACUGGUAUCAAAGUGGUACCUGCCCCUCAUGUGGUCAGUUAUAUUGGGUAUGCUUUAAAGGUGCUUUAUACAAUAGGGUUAGGCCUCAGUCAACAGGACAAGCAGACUUCCAGGUGGUAGAAAUCACUGAAGUUCAUUUGACUUUGCUAGAACUAUACCAAUUGAGAAUCUGGCUCUCGUGUUCUCUCCACUCCCCCCGACCUCCCCUGAGGUGAAUUGAUUUCACUAGAGUACUUUUUUGAAGCACAGUCCCCCUCCUUUCAAGACUAAUAAGUAAUUUAGGACGAUAUCUUGAAGUAACAUAGGUUCCUACUACUAAUCAAACCACAUGGGAGAAAGGAAAAGAAGCAGCUACUCAAUUAGUCUAAAACAUGCACAUUUCAAUAACCACCUGGCAUAACUUACCUGGAUUCCACCAGCCUUUGAGCCCUUACAAAUGUUCUCCCUGUGCUAGGUAUGAAAUUGGUUUUUCGGUGAAACUCAUAAGGCCUCAUUUAAAUCCCUGUAGUUUGGAAAUUCAGUUGUAAUGUCCCAGGUCCUUCCCUCCUGGAGCUCUCAGAAAAUGUCUGGCGGCCACAGGAGCAGUAAAGUGUUCCUACAUCUUCAGUGAACAAACCACAAAAGAAGAUUAGCUAGUGUUGCUCAGGCUUCAGGCAUUACUCCACUGUCCCUGCAACUUUAUAUCUUCAACACUGUAACAAGAGGGAAACAAAACCAGGAGGCAGAAUAAAUCUUCCUUGAUUUAUACCUCAAAGAAAAUACAGUGGUAAGUGUCAUGGGGAGUAUUACACCACAGUCUCUUCUAUCCUUUGGGAUGCAGCAGGCAGAGUCCAAAGCACUUUAAAGCUGGGAUUUUUGAAAGAGCCAAAGGGAGAUUGGUGUCUAACUCCCUUCGUCUCCCUCAGCUUAAAAUGAGGGUUAAUUGUUGCUUUGCACCAGAAUCUACAGCAGGGGGAGCAGUGAUGAUGUGCACUGGCCCAGGUGGGGGCUGUGUGCCUCAGGCAGAGAUUCUGGGGUGCACUGUUGCUGUACCACUCAUAAAGAUGUUUCCCAACUGCAGCAUCCCAUGCAGUGGGUCAGCAUGAAGGGUGUGGGGCCUUAGGCCUGGUGCUAACCAGGGGCAGUUCUUGUUCUCCUUCAGAGCAAGGAUGGUGACUAGGAAAAGGUUGGGGGAGCCUCCUUCUCCCACCCUGCCAGCUCCCAGGAGCCAGCACAACCUGGUUUUGAUAAGGGCACUGUGUAAACAGAACUUCAAACCUCAUCUGGCCUACAGUGGGGGUGCAAUCCUGUCCUCAUUUAAAUCAAUGGGGGCCAGGAUUUCACUCUGAAAUUUCAGUCACUGGGUCUGAAAAGUCACAGUGUGACUCGUAUUGGAGUAAAUGCAGCUACACCUGUGGAUAAAAUCCAAGUAUACAGACAAUCUUUCCAUGCAACUCUAUGGAGUGGACGGUGCAAACCAACCUGAGCCCAAACUAAAAACAACAUUCGCACGAAACCUUGUCAAACACAACGGCAGGCCUCUGUUAUAGAGCUAGCCAGGGAAAAACCAGGGUGGGAAUAUUGAGACCUGAGGAGUAACAAAUCCACAGAGCCUAUGCCAGAGAUUAAGAAUCAAGUCAAACAAAUCAGACUUUGAGUUUCACUUAUGGGGCUUUAUUGCUGUUAAAUGUUUAAUGACCCCUUUGCAUUUAAGAAAGCCAGCAAGCAGAUUGGUUGAUUCAGAUUUGCACAGGUACGAUACAUUCUAGACACCAUGACUUCAAGCUCUUCCACAUACAGCCAAACAAUGUAAAUGACCGCCAGAGACCCAGGCAACUUUAAAAUUCAAAUACCUUUUCUCUCCAACCAUUUCCCACCCUUAUAACCAACCUGCCUGCAUGCAACCACCAUUUUCAAAUACCUGGGGACUAAAAGGUAAGCUUUGCAAUGUGCCUAGAGGUUGAUCAGACAGUCUAUUUCAGAUGAGGGGAAGGGGGAGUUAAUUCUAAAGCUGUGGGGGCCGCACAGAGAAUUGCUCAGCCAGUAGCCCCCUAGGACUCUAGCCCGUCUGCUCAUCUCAAGGACAGAGUUUCAGGUAGGUUGGUCCUUAAGCCAUUUUGGGCUUCAUAGGUCAAAAUCAAUACCUUAAAUGUCACCUGGAAACCCAACAAGCAGCCCACAGGGAUGGCAGGGCAUUGGUGGAAUAUUUACUUACCAAACAGGCUGCCACGUUCUGGCAAUAGCUUCCAUUUCUGGAUUGUUUUCAGGUGUAGAACUUAAUUCUUGCAUAUGCACAUAAUUUACAUUUUGGGCACUGGCUAUCUUCUUUUAACUCCUCAAAAAGAAGCACCGAUAUAAAAACCAUGCCUGAGCAAUGGCACGUACAGCCUGAUGCCACCCCAUUUUGCAUAAGGUUUUUUUUUCCCUACAAACUGUGUCCCCCAAGGCAGAUGAGAAUGAUACUAACCAGUGAGCAGGCAAGGGAUGGCACAAGUUAGAGUAACAAUGGUGUGAAGGUAUUGUCCGCCUGUUAAAUAAAUUAAAGCAUUUCUAUAGCUACAAGAGAAACAUUAAUAGGACUAAGCAGGGCAAAGACACGUGUGAAGCUAUGUGGAAGGCUAAAGCAGAGACCUACAGGAAAGUUGUUUCGGAGGGCAAGUACUGCAGCGAAGGUGCUCAAACCAGCAAGGGUGGAGGCAAGACAGAGGGAACAGAGUAGAACUCUUGCUGUUCAUUUACUAAGAUAAAUUACCUGAGCACCCAUGUUGCUUUAAAAAAAA
This is a messenger RNA of Gopherus evgoodei (Goodes thornscrub tortoise), 11687 nucleotides long. It is a transcript of the gene RAP1GAP2, whose product is annotated as RAP1 GTPase activating protein 2. Lineage: Eukaryota; Metazoa; Chordata; Testudines; Testudinidae. The transcript is spliced from 25 exons. Gene Ontology annotation, biological process: regulation of small GTPase mediated signal transduction; activation of GTPase activity. Gene Ontology annotation, molecular function: GTPase activator activity. Gene Ontology annotation, cellular component: cytoplasm; plasma membrane. The record is from RefSeq and is a predicted model, not a curated record. Bases 185 to 2395 code for a protein of 736 amino acids.